AUGUCAACACCAAUCAAAGUUGUCUCAGAAAACAUCGAAAAACUUCACGGUACUGUCUACGUUCAACAAGGUGAAAAGAGUCAAGACUACAUCGACGCAAUGGAGAAAGGUGACGGAAAGUCAAUCAUCUGGGCUAUUUUGAAGCA
Molecule: messenger RNA, 146 nt
Organism: Entamoeba invadens IP1
Lineage: Eukaryota; Evosea; Mastigamoebida; Endamoebidae
Product: oxysterol-binding protein, putative
Exons: 1
Source: RefSeq, a predicted model, not a curated record